Messenger RNA from Cyphomyrmex costatus, 2143 nucleotides. RefSeq names its product RNA-binding protein 6 (gene Rbp6). The transcript has 15 exons. Gene Ontology annotation, molecular function: mRNA binding. The record is from RefSeq and is a predicted model, not a curated record. NCBI's taxonomy places the organism in Eukaryota, Metazoa, Arthropoda, Insecta, Hymenoptera, Formicidae. Gene Ontology annotation, biological process: regulation of translation. Gene Ontology annotation, cellular component: cytoplasm. Bases 469 to 1596 code for a protein of 375 amino acids.
CGUUUCGCAUACCUCCUUUUCGCCGUCAAUAAUUGCGCUCUCGUCGUAGUGCCGCGCGAUUAUCAGCGUACGCACCACCCUCCGAUCGAAAGGAAAAGAGAGAAAGAGAGAGAGAGAGCUCCGAAACGUAGUUGGAGGCACCGGCACAACUGGAGCAAGUUCCGAGGGAAGUCUCGCGCGUGUCGUGACACCACCCCCUUUUCGUACGUCACGAGCCUUGCCGCGACGACGCUCGCCGCUGCCGUCGGCGACGAGAUCACCGUCGCGAGCAACCGAGGAGCACCGCCGUCCGCAACUGCAGCAGCAGCAGCAGCAGCAUCGUUUAUCCCCACAAUAACUACACUAUAGAGACAACAACAGCACUUCCUACUUCAGAUUCGAGCCAACUUAUUGCCGUCGCUUCCACCCCGGGCACGCGAGAGCCUCGCGACGACGACGACAACGAGUAAUCGUGCGCCGCGCGCUGCUAUGGAGUCCCAGAAUCAGGAGAUCGUAGCGAGUGGUUCGCCCGCCGAGGUGCCGAACGAUCCAGGGAAAAUGUUCAUCGGCGGCCUAUCUUGGCAGACUAGUCCAGAGAGCCUUAGAGAGUAUUUCACCAAGUACGGAGACAUCACAGAAGUUAUGGUUAUGAAAGAUCCCACCACACGACGAUCAAGGGGCUUUGGAUUCAUCACAUUCGCAGACCCUGCAAGCGUAGACAAAGUGCUGGCGCAGGGCAAUCACGAACUGGACGGCAAGAAAAUCGACCCAAAGGUAGCAUUUCCUAGGAGAACACAUCCAAAGAUGGUGACAAGGACAAAGAAGAUAUUCGUCGGGGGAUUAUCGGCGCCGACGACGCUGGAGGACGUCAAAAAUUACUUCGAACAAUUUGGUCCGAUCGAAGAUGCUAUGCUGAUGUUCGAUAAGCAAACUAACAGGCAUAGAGGCUUUGGAUUUGUCACGUUUCAAAGCGAGGAUGUCGUCGACAAAGUCUGUGAGAUCCAUUUCCACGAAAUUAACAACAAAAUGGUCGAAUGCAAGAAAGCACAGCCAAAGGAAGUGAUGCUCCCAGCGAAUCUGGCGAAGACGCGAGCGGCCAGCAGAGGCGCAUACGAUUUUAUGUGGUCUCUGGGAGCAUUACCUGAUGGUUUCCCAGCGGCAGCGUACGCGGCAUACGCAGCGGGCCGCGGCUAUUCUGGGUACCCUAGUUUCGGAUUACCCUACCCGACAGUGGAUCUAACCAAUGGACAACUCACCCCAAACAACAACACGCCCUUACUUACACAAGCACUUUCUGUGAUGAACAACUACCAGGCGGCCGCAGCGCAGGCCGGGUUCCCGCCGGCGUCGCCGCACGCGGCCGGCGGCCACGGUGGGCCGCAGGGCCGGUCUUUCCCGGCGGCCAAUUCACCGGGCCCGAUUGACAUGUACAGCUCGAGCGCCGCCGCCGCAGCAGCAGCCGCAGCCGCGGAUUCCGCAGUCGCAAGCUACGUCCAGGCCGCAGCUAGCCCGCAGCCCCCUACGACCGCGUUCCCCGCGAUCGCCGUAUCCCGUGCCCCGCUCAACUACAGUCCCGGUCCUCUAAUACCAGCGGCGUUCACUAAUGGCUACCAUUGAGCCUUGUUAAGACCUAAUAACAGGAUGGACGAGACGGCAGAACGCAGCACGGUCGCCUGAUAUAAUAAGCAACACGGACGAUUUGAGGCAGCUAAACAGUGGACGAUCUCUGGACGAAAAAAAUAACGCAUACACGCCUACUGUAUAGAUACAAAGAUAUAAAUAAUGAUCAAAAGUUGCAAUAUAUUGAAAAAUGGAUAAUGUCAAACAGAAGGCAACUAUCAAGUAAGAUCCAAUCGAUGCAACUUCGAAAUCCGGAUUGUAAAUAACCGGAUGUAAUAUUACGCGAAUAUGUAAUAAUGCAUUAAGAAAGAAUUUAGAGCAUUAGUCGAAUCCAGUUGGAUGCAACUAUAGAUAGAGAGAAGAAAAUUAAUUCUGAUGAGUAAGGGAAAAAACUGGCGCGCGACGGGGAAGACGUCCAGAGUAGGCCAGAGGAAAAAGACGAGAAAAGCGACAGGGAGACAGAAAUAGGAAGGAAGAGAUAACAACGCGCGCUGCAAUAGGCUAGUUAUGGCCGAAACUGCGUAUUGACGCCAGCCCGUUCUCC